Ailuropoda melanoleuca (giant panda) is the source of this 3634-nucleotide messenger RNA. It is a transcript of the gene KCNC1, whose product is annotated as potassium voltage-gated channel subfamily C member 1. Bases 1283 to 3040 code for a protein of 585 amino acids. The record is from RefSeq and is a predicted model, not a curated record. Gene Ontology annotation, biological process: protein homooligomerization; action potential; potassium ion transmembrane transport. Gene Ontology annotation, cellular component: voltage-gated potassium channel complex; neuronal cell body membrane; postsynaptic membrane. The transcript has 4 exons. NCBI's taxonomy places the organism in Eukaryota, Metazoa, Chordata, Mammalia, Carnivora, Ursidae. Gene Ontology annotation, molecular function: delayed rectifier potassium channel activity; protein binding.
AGCGCGGCGCCUCCCUCCGGGGGCGAGUGCGGCUGCGCGCGCCGUGUGCUUGUGUCCGGAGAGCGGCGGGCUGGACGCGGACCGCGCGAGCGAGCAAGCGAGCAAGCGAGCCUAGCAGCAGCCCGGGCGGCAGCAGCGUCGCGGCGGCGGCGGCCGCUCCGCGCCUCGCCUCCCCGGCCUCGCCGGCUUCGCCGGCCUCGCCUCGCCUCGCCGCGCCUUGACCCGCCACCCCCGCCUCCCGGUCGCGACCGCCGCAGUCCCCUCGCCUUGACCGGUACCUUCAACCGCCUGCCCGAAGCUGGGCGCGAAGCGCGGGGCGCAGAGGCACCGGAGCCAGUGCCCGCCGGCCUCGCAGACCGAACCCAGCCCGGACAACCCGUGCCCGGCCCCGCGCAGCUCCGCCACAGCCCGGGAGCUGUCCCUUCAGCACCGCCGCCGGAGCCGGAGCCUAGCCCCGCGGAAGCCUAGCUCAAGGCGGAGCGCGCACCAAGCGCAGCGCUCCUCGGCCGCCGCACCGAGCAGCGCCCCGGGUGCCCCUGCCCAGGGGGCCAGCCAUCUCCUCCAAGAGGCGGGGAGAAGGAGCGAGGAGGGCGGGCAGGCAGGCGCGCCCGCCGCCGGGGGGAGCAGGCAGCCAGGCAAGGGGAGAGGGAGGGGGCCGGAGCCCGCCCUGAGCCCCAAGCUGCAGCCCGGCCACGCAGGGAGGCAGGCAACGGUCAUCCAUCUCCCCAGCGCCGAGAGCGCGCUGCAGCGACCACCGCACAGCAGAGCGCGAAUUUCCCGGCCCCCUCUCCUCCCCUCCCCCUUCCGGGGGCUGGUCUAUCUGUCCGGCCUUUGGAGCAGCUGACCUUCCCCAAAAAAAGCUUUGUGUCAAUUUCUUCAUUUUCCCGCUGAGAUGGGGACGGGAGCCCGGCCCCCCAACCAUCUUUUCCCUUCUCCCAGGGCUCGCCGCUGAGCGCCGUCCCUCUCCCUCCCUUCCUCCCUCCCUUUCUUCCUCCCUUCUUUCCUCCUCUGCCUCCUCCGCAGCCGGACCAGCUCCCUCCCACAUCUGGCCCCUAGAGACUCCUGGGAUCCCGCGCACACUCCCCUGGACCGGCACCCGGCAGAAAGCGCCCCGAGGGGCUUGGGUCGCUCUUGGGGUGGCCAGAGUCACCAUCCUCUGUACCCCCCGACGGCUGGGGGGAGGGGGGAGGAGGCCCCGCGCCCCCCUCCCCGGCGCCAACUCCCCCUGGCGGCCGCUCCCAUGGGUGUCGCUGGGCCGCGCCAUGCCUAAGGGGGCGCCGCGAUGGGCCAAGGGGACGAGAGCGAGCGCAUCGUGAUCAACGUGGGCGGCACGCGCCACCAGACGUACCGCUCGACACUGCGCACGCUGCCCGGCACGCGGCUCGCCUGGCUGGCGGAGCCCGACGCCCACAGCCAUUUCGACUAUGACCCGCGCGCCGACGAGUUCUUUUUCGAUCGCCACCCAGGCGUCUUCGCGCACAUCCUGAACUACUACCGCACUGGCAAGCUGCACUGCCCCGCCGACGUGUGCGGGCCACUCUAUGAGGAGGAGCUGGCCUUCUGGGGCAUCGACGAGACCGACGUGGAGCCCUGCUGCUGGAUGACUUACCGCCAGCAUCGCGACGCAGAGGAGGCGCUCGAUAGCUUUGGCGGAGCACCUCUUGACAACAGCGCCGACGACGCGGACGCCGACGGCCCCGGCGACUCAGGCGACGGUGAGGACGAGCUGGAGAUGACCAAGCGCCUGGCGCUUAGCGACUCCCCGGACGGCCGGCCAGGCGGCUUCUGGCGCCGCUGGCAGCCGCGCAUCUGGGCGCUCUUCGAGGACCCCUACUCCUCCCGCUACGCGCGGUAUGUGGCCUUUGCCUCCCUCUUCUUCAUCCUGGUCUCCAUCACCACCUUCUGCCUGGAGACCCACGAGCGCUUCAACCCCAUCGUGAACAAGACCGAGAUCGAGAAUGUUCGGAACGGCACACAAGUGCGCUACUACCGGGAGGCGGAGACGGAGGCCUUCCUCACCUACAUUGAGGGCGUCUGUGUGGUGUGGUUCACCUUCGAGUUCCUCAUGCGUGUCGUCUUCUGCCCCAACAAGGUAGAGUUCAUCAAGAACUCGCUCAACAUCAUUGACUUCGUGGCCAUCCUCCCCUUCUACCUGGAGGUGGGCCUCAGCGGCCUGUCCUCGAAGGCUGCCAAGGACGUGCUGGGCUUCCUGCGCGUCGUCCGCUUCGUGCGGAUCCUGCGCAUCUUCAAGCUGACGCGCCACUUCGUGGGGCUGCGCGUGCUGGGCCACACGCUGCGCGCCAGCACCAAUGAGUUCCUGCUGCUCAUCAUUUUCCUGGCGCUGGGCGUGCUCAUCUUCGCCACCAUGAUCUACUACGCCGAGAGGAUAGGGGCCCAGCCCAAUGACCCCAGCGCCAGCGAGCACACCCACUUUAAGAACAUCCCCAUCGGCUUCUGGUGGGCCGUGGUCACCAUGACGACGCUGGGCUACGGAGACAUGUACCCGCAGACGUGGUCCGGCAUGCUCGUGGGAGCACUGUGUGCGCUGGCGGGCGUGCUGACCAUCGCCAUGCCCGUGCCCGUCAUCGUGAACAAUUUUGGGAUGUAUUACUCCUUAGCCAUGGCUAAGCAGAAACUACCAAAGAAAAAAAAGAAGCAUAUUCCACGGCCACCGCAGCUGGGAUCUCCCAAUUAUUGUAAAUCUGUCGUAAACUCUCCACAUCACAGUACUCAGAGUGACACAUGCCCGCUGGCCCAGGAAGAAAUUUUAGAAAUUAACAGAGCAGAUUCCAAACUGAAUGGGGAGGUGGCGAAGGCCGCGCUGGCGAACGAAGACUGCCCCCACAUAGACCAGGCCCUCACUCCUGAUGAGGGCCUGCCCUUUACUCGCUCGGGCACCCGCGAGAGAUACGGACCCUGCUUCCUCUUAUCAACCGGGGAGUACGCGUGCCCACCUGGUGGAGGAAUGAGAAAGGAUCUUUGCAAAGAAAGCCCUGUCAUUGCUAAGUAUAUGCCGACAGAGGCUGUGAGAGUGACUUGACCAGGCGGCUUGGCCGAGGACACUGGUGGCUAUUAAGCAUCUGGGUGGACCAGCAGCCCCUCCUCACCCUCGGACAGAGUAAAUUCACGCCAUGCAGGUUUGCCGGACGAGUCCGAGUGGCCCAGGUCUUGUACUAAGACGGACGUAGCUUUUUCUACGGCCAAAUGGUAACUGACCGUAGAGGAUUUCUUUUCCUUCUUUUCUUUUUCUUUCUUUUGUUUUCUUUCUUUUCUUUUUUUUUUUAUUACAUUUUAUUUUAUUUGGGGAGGGGGGUGGAGGGGUUCCUUAGCAUGACUUGCAUGAAGUUAAACAGAAAACCCAGCAAACCGAACCCACCAACCCCCUGCAACUGUAAUGAUCACCCCAAACACCACCAACAAGAAAAAAGCAAAAGUCUUCUAUUUUCUUUCAAAGCUCUUUACUUUUACACACGUUGCUGGAGCCAGACUGUAACGGCGUUCGGUAGAAACCUGUACCUUUCUGGGGGCGGGGGGAGGGGUGGGCACGGGGAAUGGAUGGCUUCCCUUUUUGUACACGAGCUCGAGAGUCAAGGUUCCGAAAAGGGCAGUCGGUCAGUCAUCGGUCAUAUUGACC